Molecule: messenger RNA, 1694 nt
Organism: Xiphophorus maculatus (southern platyfish)
Lineage: Eukaryota; Metazoa; Chordata; Actinopteri; Cyprinodontiformes; Poeciliidae
Gene: dtd1
Product: D-tyrosyl-tRNA deacylase 1
Exons: 6
Coding region: 101-799 (232 amino acids)
Biological process (GO): tRNA metabolic process
Cellular component (GO): cytoplasm
Molecular function (GO): D-tyrosyl-tRNA(Tyr) deacylase activity
Source: RefSeq, a predicted model, not a curated record
ACAAGAAAAAAUGUAAAUGCGUUGUAUCUAAAAAAAAUUUUAAAGUUCUCUCACUGGCUUCUGCUGGCGUUAUUGUUGUGUUUCCAACUUUCACCGCUAGAUGUCGACAAACUACCACGGACAGCAGGAGUUUACCGGAAGCUUUGGCAGCGUGCUGUCCAGCAGAAGCACAACAAUGAGAGCUAUUAUCCAGAGGGUGACCAAAGCGAGUGUGACAGUGGGAGGGGAGCAGGUCAGCUCCAUUGGACGGGGAAUCUGCGUCCUGCUCGGGAUUUCUGCAGACGACACGCAGAAAGAUGCUGAGUACAUGGUCAGAAAGAUCCUGAACCUGCGGCUGUUUGAGGACGAGAGCGGCCGGGCGUGGGCUAAGAGUGUCAUGGACAGAGAGUUGGAGGUGUUGUGUGUGAGCCAGUUCACCCUGCAGUGCAUCCUGAAGGGCAACAAACCGGACUUCCACGCCGCCAUGCCAGCGGAGCUCGCCCAGCCCUUCUACAACAGCAUCCUGGAGAGCAUGAGGAGCGCCUACAGGCCUGAGCUCAUCACAGAUGGGAAGUUUGGGGCGUACAUGCAGGUCAACAUCCAGAACGACGGUCCGGUUACCGUGGAGCUGACGUCACCGGCUGCUCCCACAGACCCCAAACAGCUUUCCAAGCUGGAGAAGCAGCAGCUCAGGAAGGAGAAGACGCGCUCUAAAGGCUCGUCCGAGUCGGGACGGGAGAAGAGCUCGCUGCGGUCCAGGCAGGACCCCGGCGCCAGCAGCGGGGCGGAGGGCGACGUGUCUUCAGACCGGGAGUCGUGAUGCUGCAGGAUGCAAACCAAACUGUGGACACUCAGGAAGAACGCUUGGACCCGUUUACGGACUGACCGACAGCAGACAGAACGGACCGAAUGAAACCCAGCAGCUCGUUAAAUCCUUCGUCCCCGUUGUUUUUCCAUUUGUCCUCCUCAAGCCGUCUCUGUUGGACUCUCUCCUCUCUGUUCCCGCUCCGUUCGUGUCGCUGGGUUGCAGAUCUUCUCCAGUGCUGCCAGACGGAGCACACCAGUGCCACCACCUCCUCUAAGCACCUGUUUACCACCACGAGCAGAUUGUUUGUUCUGAGCUUGAACUGGAAUGUCUCUGUAACCAACAGAGACACAAACAGACGCUUUAAAUAACAGCCCCAUUACCCUGAUGUCCCGCUUUCCUUUCUGCAUGCUUGGACACAUCUUGGUAUUUUUGAGCUACUAAUUGAGCUUGCAAGCAUCCAGCAGGUGCUUCACUGUCGUCACUUCUAAUUAACUGGAACAUGGAGGUAAACUCUCACAAAAAUAAAACCUAAUAUUCCUCUUCAUAACAGAAAGGUGUUCAGAUUAUGUUUCAGAAUUGUGAUUAAUGUGAGAAAGUGCCAGGAAAGCUGACAGCUGUCAGUGAGGCGUAGCUUUUGAUGCAACUGUUAUUUUCUUUCUGUAAAGAAGGCAGAGAGGAAACUUAAACUUAGUUUGAAAAACCAGGAGGAAGGAAAAGCCACCGAAGAUUUAGAUGGAAAUGACUUCUGGUAGAUUUAAACUUAGAUCCAUCAGAUCGCCUUCUCUUUGCUUGGGUUUCUUCUUGGCGUUUGGGGAAAAUUAAGGAUCGAAUUUAGGACAGCUGCCCUGCUGUGUUCUGACAGGUCUGAAUGUAUAUUUUGUUACUGUAUAAAUUUUAAAAGCAUUCA